This is a messenger RNA of Branchiostoma floridae (Florida lancelet), 2081 nucleotides long. Its product is annotated as pancreatic lipase-related protein 2-like. The coding region runs from base 153 to 1826 and encodes 557 amino acids. Gene Ontology annotation, biological process: lipid metabolic process. The record is from RefSeq and is a predicted model, not a curated record. The transcript has 9 exons. Lineage: Eukaryota; Metazoa; Chordata; Leptocardii; Amphioxiformes; Branchiostomatidae. Gene Ontology annotation, molecular function: triacylglycerol lipase activity.
UCAAUCAUUUACCAUCAUUAUUACCGGGUAAAUCUUGUGGAACCUGCCCCAAAGUUACACCGGUUUGCCCGGAUGGGCGGCCUUGUUCCCGACUAUUAAAAGCACGGCCUGUGUGUUGUUCUGUCUCUGUGCUGAUCUGUCUGGGCCUGAAAAUGAAGAGGCUAUCGAAAAUAUACUGCCUUGUGGUGGUCAUCGUUGCAUUGGCGGAGUUGGGUGAAUGUGGCAAACGAAUCAAAAGCAACGUAAACAACAAGAAGAAAAAACAACCUGUACGCCACUCAGAACCACGGUCUCUGCCAUACGAAGAAAUCCUGAGGUUCAAAACAAAGAGGAGGCAACAGCUCCGAGCUAGACUUAGGCUAGAUAACUCAACGCUCAACGACAACUCAACGCUCAACAACAAUUCAACGCUCAACAACAACGAGACGACCACUACUACACCCAAACCACCGCAAGUCGUCUGCUAUGGCGAUCUGGGCUGUUUUUCGGAUGAGUAUCCGUUUGACAAUACCGGCGCCGUGCCACAAUCCCCUGAGUUCGUCGACACCAAGUUCUUUGUGUUUACAAGAAGCAACCCGACCAUUGAAGAACGUCAGGAGAUAUCGUACGAGGACCCGUCCAGCCUCCGCAUGUCCCAUUUCAACCCCAAGAACCCGGUGAGGAUUCUGAUUCACGGCUUCUUCAGCAAUCCGAUCUCGACACCGCCAUUUUGGCCAGGUGACGCCAUGAGGGAGACACUCAAGCGGGACGACGUAAACGUCAUCAUCGUGGACUGGAGUAAAGGUGCUGCGGCCCCGAACUACUUCGCGGCGGCGUCCAACACCCGCAUAGUGGCGGCACAGCUCGCCAAGCUCAUCGUGUUCCUGAUGGAGGAGACGGGAUGUAGUCUGGAACAGUUUCACCUGGUGGGGCACAGUCUGGGGGCGCACACAUCCGGCCUCGUGGGAGCCAGGCUACCCGGUCUACCCAGGAUCACAGGUUUGGAUCCCGCCGAGCCGUUCUUCGAAGACGAGGACCCGGCGGUGAGACUAGACGCCACGGACGCUCUCUUCGUGGACGUGAUCCACACGGACGGCGGGGAGAUCCUGUCCGGGGCCUGGGGCCUGGACCUGCCGUCAGGACACGUGGACUUCUACCCAAACGGCGGGAAGGGACAGCCGGGCUGCGGCAACACGUGGCUCAGUGCCAUCGGCAGUCUAUUCGACUCCUCCCAAGCUUUGACUGACUCCAUGGACUGUAGCCACAAACGAGCGUACCAGUACUACAUCGAGUCCAUCAACAGCCCCUGCAAGUUCGUCUCCUACCCCUGCCGCAGUUACGACGACUACGUCGCCGGCAGAUGUUGGGACUGCUCCAACAACGCAUGCCCGGUGAUGGGGUAUGACCUAGACUCCAACCUGAACGCCCGUGGAAGUGUCUACCUGACUACCAAAGAAAACUCACCUUUUUGUUCAUUCGAGUACAGAGUGGUGUUGAAGACAAAGCCCGGGAUGCAGUUCUGCAGAGGCGAAAUCACGAUCAACAUAGCGGGGACUUACCAAAGCACCGGUCCCAUCAACUUCUUUGAGGACGCCUCGUAUGGGAUUGACGAGAACACCGAGUAUCGCGGUAUUUUCGCAUCAAACGUUCGACUCGACACAGUAAAGGAGUUGAGCCUGACCUACACCGAAACAACCAGCUUUUUAUUCUCGUGGGGUAACUAUGGCGAUGUUGAGAUAGAGAGGGUCGACAUACAGUCCAACACUGGCAUAGGUGCAUCUUUCUGCGGGGAUGUCCUGGUGAGAGAUGGGAGCAUGACAUCCAUAACAACCUUCAACAACUGUUGACAACGUUCUAAAGAGAUGAUAUGUCCAAAAAAGCACUAAAGAAACAAGAAUAACAACAUACCAUUGUCCUGACACGAUCAAAUAGGGAUUGUGUACAUUAAUUUAACCUCGGGUACGGAUAGAUAAAGCUACAGUAAUCGGUUACAGAGGUACACUAGGAUAAGGUGCAAGUCCUGUACCUGUACAUGAACAACUUGACAAGGUAAACUGAGGACAGAGACAUGAAUAAACAGUGAACAGAAUGUUAUCUGCUAA